Messenger RNA from Lepisosteus oculatus (spotted gar), 4611 nucleotides. The record is from RefSeq and is a predicted model, not a curated record. NCBI's taxonomy places the organism in Eukaryota, Metazoa, Chordata, Actinopteri, Semionotiformes, Lepisosteidae.
UGAGGGUCACGUGACGCCGCACGGACCCGGCUCGUUCCUUGUCUGAAGACGCCAAGAUGGCGGCGAGCAACUAUUACGGAUUCACGCAUGGUGCCGGCCCGCAGUACAGUGCCCAGCCCGCCCCGGCCUAUUCUCACCCGACGACCGCCAGCUACACGGCGCAGCCCGCCCCCGGCGUGGCCCACGCCGUCACCGCCUCGUACACGCCCGCCGCCGUCCAGUCGGCCGCCCCCGCGGUGUCCGGCGCCUACCAGGGCUACCAGCCCCACGCCGGGGCCGACUAUGGCUACGGGGCCCGCCAGCAGGAGGCCGCGCCCCAGCCCACAGCUGCGCUGCCGGCCUACCAGGACAACUACAGCUAUGGACGGUCUACGCCUGCGGCAAGUUAUGAGAAUAAGCAGUACUAUCAGACGAGCGCAGCUCCUGCUCCGCGCCCAGCCGCAGAAUCGUACUACCAGACAGGCACGAAGGGUGGUUACAGCCAGGCAAGCAGCGGAUACAGCCAACCCCAGCCCCAGAGGCAGGUCACUGCCUUAAAGCCGAUUGCUCCUGCCAGCUCUGUCUCAACCACCUACAACAUCUACCCUGUGUCCACCAGCGUUCAGCAAUCGGCCACCCCCACGUCCAUCGCUUCCUACUCUCCAAGCCCCUCCUACAACUCCACCUCGGCCACUUCAUACUCCGGCUCGAGCUAUUCCACGUAUGACACCAGUGGCUACACCUCCACCCCUUCGUACUACCAGCCCCCCCAGCAGCCGCCGCCCCCCCAGCAGCCGCAGCCCCAGCCACCCCCCCAGCAGCACCCCCCACAGCAGCAGCAGCACCCCCCGAAGCAGCAGACCAGCUCCUCCUGGAGCAACGCCGGGAGCAGCAUGGUCACUAGCCCUGCCAUAGCGAAGAGCAGCUACAGGGUUUUGUUAACCCCUGCUGGGUUUUUUUUUCCUCAGGUGGUGAAGUUACACACCAAGUUGGGAAAACCCAUCCCCUCCACAGAACCGGUUGUGGUGAACUCUGCCCCCGUCGCCACGACGACAACGGCCAGUAAGCCAGCCCCUCCCACUACUACUCCAGCUACCCCGGCAACCCCCCCCAAACCUACCAUCGCCAGCACCGGCAAGGCCUCGCCACUGGUCAAGAAGCCUGCCCCACCCAAGAUCACUUUUGUUGCUCUAAAACUGUCUGAUCAACAGUCAGUAGCAUUGCUGUACGUCGUCGAUCCUUUCUUCCAGGUGCGUAACGAUGACGGCAAGGUGAUACGCUUUCACUGUAAACUGUGCGAGUGCAGCUUUAACGACCCCAAUGCUAAAGAUAUGCACCUGAAGGGGCGCAGGCACAGACUGCAGUACAAGAAGAAGGUCAACCCCGAGCUGCCGGUGGAGAUCAAGCCCAGCAACCGAGCCCGCAAGCUCCAGGAGGGCAAGCUGAGGAAGCAGAAGCAGAAGAGGCGGCGGGAUGAGGAGCAGCGCUGGCACAUGGAGAUGAGGCGUUACGAGGAGGAGAUGUACUGGAGGAGGAUUGAGGAGGAGCACCGGCGCAGGAUGGCCCCUCCACCUCCGCUGAUGGGUCGCCCCGGCAUGCCUGUCCCCCCCCUGCUGCCUCUCCGACGCCCUGACUCUCCCGACGACCGACACAUCAUGGCCAAGCACUCCAACAUCUACCCUGUGCAGGAGGAGCUGCAGGCUGUUCAGAGGAUCGUGUCCCACUCGGAGCGAGCCCUCAAGCUCGUCUCCGACUCCCUGCUGGAAAAGGAAGAACCGAAAGAGGACGAGGACAGCAAGGACAAAGUGAAAGAGGAUCCUCAGGCUCGGAUGCUGAAAGGAGUGAUGCGCGUGGGGAUUCUAGCCAAGGGCCUGCUGUUGCACGGCGACAGGACCGUGGAGCUAAUCCUGCUGUCGGCCAAAAAACCCACCGUCUCCCUGCUCAGCAGAAUAGCCGAGCAGCUGCCUAAGGAACUGGCGACGUUUUCUGAAGAUCAGUAUGAGGUGCAGGCUCACCCUGAGGAAGCCAACAUCCUGAUUUGUUCAAGCAAGGAACCAAAAAUGCAGGUCACCAUCUCUCUCACGUCGCCACUGAUGAGGGGGGACAGUGCCACUGAGAAGGAAGAAAAGGCAGGAGACAAAACGGCCGAGAAAGGAGUAGCCGAGUCUGAGCCGGACCCCCCAGAUGUCCUGGACAGAAAGAAGUGCCUGGAGCACCUGGCUGCCUUUCGUCAUGCUAAGUGGUUCCAGGCUCGUGCCAAUGGCCGGCAGUCCUGUGUGGUCAUCAUCCGGAUACUGCGGGAUCUCUGCCAGCGAGUGCCAACCUGGGGGAAGCUGCCAGGCUGGGCUAUGGAGCUGCUGGUGGAGAAGGCGAUCAGCACUGCGUCUGGCCCUCUCAGCCCUGGGGAAGCCAUGCGCAGAGUUCUCGAGAGUGUAGCCUCCGGAAUUCUGCUGCCAGAUGGGCCAGGCCUGCUGGACCCCUGUGAAAAAGACCAAACCGAUGCUCUUGAAACUAUGACCAAUCAAGAAAGAGAAGAUAUAACUGCAAGUGCCCAGCACGCCCUGAGGUUACUGGCGUUCCGGCAGAUCCAUAAAGUCCUGGGGAUGGAGCCGCUGCCGGUACCAAAAGCCCGUGCCAGCGCCCGGAACCGGAAGAGAAGACGGGAUGCCACCGAAUCCGGAGAUGGAGAGGGAGAGGGCGAGGGAAAGAAGGACAAAAAGGAAGAUACAGACGAUGCCUAACCACUGUCGGAGCUGCAAACCGCUCAAGAGCAAAGCAACUUUUUUUUAUGUAUACAUGACUAUAUAUACACUAUAUAAGUUACUGUUUAGUAUAUGACAUUUGGCAGUUUUUAGAGGGGAAGAUGGGAGCAGAAGUGGCAGAAAGCCUUGACUGCCAUUCUUUCCCUUAACGUACUGUAGUUUUUUUUUUUAAUCGUGCUUCAGACUGGUUUUGGCAUCACGUAGGAAAAAAAUAAUUGCAUCAUUCCAUUGUGCAAAUCUUUGCCCCCCUGACUACUGUAUCCCCAUCUAAUGUUCCAACCACUGUUAGGAUUUUUUUUUUAAGCCUGAGCACUUUCGUACUUGACGUUCAUUUCAGCUCCUUUGUGAGCAAGAGAACUGAAAUCGUGUACAGAGGCCAGUUUAUUUAACUCCUCGUUAAGCCAGACUCCAGUGUUUAUUUUUUAGGUUGCAUGUUUAAUUCUGUGCAGAAAGAAGGCUACGCAGGGACAGAGCACCUCGGCGUAGAGCGCGUGGUCAGUGUUGCAUGAACUUCGCAGAGGGGUUUGUGCUUUGUAGCAUUCACCCGGCUCUGGAAUACGACAUUGUGGAUUUUCAAAGAAAUCCAAAAAAAGAAUUCGGGUUUCUAGAGCUGUAUUUUUGUACUUGAUUUACCGUACCCAAAAUGCAACAAGGUAUGUGGUAUUUGGUGUGUGCACUAGGAGCUUUUCAUGUCGGAAGGUGCAGUCUUUUAAAUAACACUACUGGGGAAGCAGAAGGAAAUGGGCAGGAGUGGGGAUGUCAAGGGGAGACCUUGGGGGAAGGAUUCCCAGAUUUUAGAUUUCUCAUGGGGAAAGAGAAAAGGAUUCUCCCCAGGCAGGGGUGGGGAAAACAAAAAAGCAGAACAGCCUCUGUUUGCUGCUUUGUAAAAAAAAAUCUUUUCUGUCAAGUUGGUGUUCGCUUGUAAAACUGAACACGUGCCAGAGUGUGUGCACAAGCAGCCUGAGGGGUGCAGGGUGGUGGAGCAGAAGCACCCCGGUCCUGUGCCUGUGCCACGCCCCCGUAGCUGCUGAAAGUCAGAGUCACAGUAGAUGCUGCCUGCACUAGGCCCUUUUCCCUUGGUGAGGGGGCACAUCAUGAAAUUGUCGUUUGGUUUCAGAAAUAAAUUUAAAUGACUUGUUAAAUCUCUCACCCCUCGAGUGCACGAUCGGCUGACCUGAGGCUGAGGUUCGGUUGCAAGUUGUCUGUACCGGAGCCCACAGCAGAACGGAGGCUAUUGGACUCCCAGGAAGUGCAGGAGUGCCAGUGCAGCUCCAAACUCUCACUCCAGGAGAAGAGUUUAACCAGCUCAAUUGUGCAGCACUUGUGCAGAGAAACUGGAUAAAAGCAAAAAAAAAAAAUUGGGACUCUUUGCUAUUAAAGUUGGGGAUGUUCAGGUGUAACUUGGACCUGGGCUUUAUGUUAUCCACUUUCCUGUUGUGUUAACUGGCAAAGAUGGGAAAACUUGUGAAUAGUCCUGCUUUUUUUUUUCCUAAGAGGAUGGUGAUUCCUUUGGUGAACCAUCUUGAUAUCCAUUAUGUGGGGGGUGGAAAUACCUUAUCUGUAAAGCUUCUCAGUGAAGCUAAUUUUGGAGAACAACAGUGAAGUCCUUCAGCUUGAUGAAUAAAUGCACUGUUCUGUGUGCAUUUUUUAAAUAAACUUGUGUAUUAUGGUCACUUUGAUUUGUAAAAAAAAAAAUUGCAAGGUUCAUAGUCCUGUUUACUUCUCAGCGAUUUUUAUUUUUGAGGAUGUUACUUUUUGCCAGUUUUUAUUUUGUAUGUGUUACAAGGACAGUGUGUAUGUGGCUUUAAUAUUUGAAUGUCUUUGUAGUGCUGCCUAAAAAAAAAAAGACAAUUAAAGAAGUUAAGCUUCU